Lottia gigantea (owl limpet) is the source of this 366-nucleotide messenger RNA. RefSeq lists its product as hypothetical. The record is from RefSeq and is a predicted model, not a curated record. NCBI's taxonomy places the organism in Eukaryota, Metazoa, Mollusca, Gastropoda, Lottiidae. The coding region runs from base 1 to 366 and encodes 121 amino acids. Gene Ontology annotation, biological process: apoptotic signaling pathway. The transcript has 2 exons. Gene Ontology annotation, cellular component: membrane; mitochondrion.
AUGAACAGCCAAAAUAUGGUAGGAAUUUUACUCUGUUUAGUUUUACUGAACACAAAUACAGUUACCUGUAUUACAUUUGGUGACGUAGUAGUCGGUGCUCUCGUUGGUGGUGCAGUUAUUGUUGGUGGUCCCUUGGUUCUAGGGGCUGUUGGUUUCACUGGUGCAGGAAUAACAGCUGGAAGUGUAGCGGCCGGUAUGAUGUCGACGGCAGCUGUAACCAACGGUGGUGCGGUAGCCGCAGGUAGCACGGUAGCUGUUCUUCAAUCUGUUGGUGCAGCGGGAUUUGCAGCUGGAACUAAAGCAGCAAUAGUGGCCGGAACAACAGGACUAUAUGCAACUGUUGAAAAGUUUUAUUAUUCUUAUUAA